This is a messenger RNA of Morus notabilis, 1319 nucleotides long. RefSeq lists its product as uncharacterized. Lineage: Eukaryota; Viridiplantae; Streptophyta; Magnoliopsida; Rosales; Moraceae. The coding region runs from base 80 to 898 and encodes 272 amino acids. The transcript has 6 exons. The record is from RefSeq and is a predicted model, not a curated record.
UCUUCAAAUUCAAUUUUCACACAUCACCAAUACAAGAGGAAGAGAGACGAAGAAGAAGAAGAGAAUAGCAGCUCCAAAAAUGGAGUUCUGGCACAAAGCCCAGAGUUUCGCCGAGGAAGCUACGAAGCGCUCGCAGGAGCUCGCCAGGGACGCCGCUCGCCGGACCCACGAACUCGCCGCGGGAGCUCCCAAUCUCUCAGACAUCGUCUCUGAGGCCUCCAAGCGCGCCGACCUUAUCCGCUCCGAAGCCCUCAAGCGCGCCCAAAACCUCAAGUACUUCGCCUCCACGACGGAGCCUCUUCCUUCCGAUAACGAUCUCGACACCUUCGGAGUCACCGAGGAGUUGAGGGACUUCGUACAAGGCAUUACUCCCACCACUUUUAGCGAUUUCCCUCUCGAAGACGAUACGUGGGUGUACGAUGUUGAUACAGUCUCAAAUGUUAGGCAGGAUCUCUCAGAGUGGCAACAAAAACAUGCGAGUCUUGUUAUUUCAACUGUCAAGGAAAUUUCUAAAUUAAGGUAUGAGUUAUGUCCUCGUGUUAUGAAAGAAAGGAAGUUCUGGAGGAUAUAUUUCAUCUUAGUCAACAAUCACGUGGCACCCUAUGAGAAAAAAUACCGGGAGGCUGUUGAGUCAAAAUCAGCUGAACAAAUAAAAGAUAACGGAGUACAGGAGGAACCCAUGAAGGUUGAAACAACUUCCGAAGCAGAAGUCAAGGAAGCAAACCAGCAAAGAAAAACUUCAACCUCAUCGUCUACAGAGCAAGACUUGGAUACCUUUCUCUUGGGAGAUCCUGGAGAUAGUGAUGAUGAUGGUUCAGAUAAUAAUGGCGGUGGUGACUUUGAUGAUGAUUUUGACAAAAUGCUAGAGGGCUUGGAUGAUGACAAGGAUGACUUGUAGGAUGACUGCACAAGUUGUUGAAGCAUUGUUUGAAUUUGCUUCUUCAUCUUGAAGGAUUUUCGCUUUGACGAAUGGGGUUAAUGACAGAUUAUUUACCAAUAUGAUGACUGGAAAGUUGAUGUUAUAACUCCAGAUCACAUUUUGUUUCUUUUGUCUCGUCAUUUUCUGCUAUGGUGUGCAUAAUCCUUUUUCUCUUUUGCCCGUCUAUUUUAUUCCUUCUUUUUUCCUUUGUUUGGUUAGGUGUCAUUUUCUGUAACAUAGUUUUCUUUUUCGGUCAGCUAUUUCUCACAUUUAUGUAUAGUAUCGUUUCUCUUCUCGUUUAUUGUCAACAAAAAAUAUAUAGCUGGAUUCUUAGGGUUUCUCUUGAAAAGGACCUUGAGAAAUCAUUCAUAAUUGCGAUUAUAUUAUAAGAUAAGAAAAA